AUGAAGCUGAGAUUGUACCCCCUCGGCUCCGGAAUCCUCUUCUCCUACCCUGAACUCGCCACGAUCACGGGAAUCCAGGGCGUCAUGGUCUACGCCCUCGCGUCGUCGUUCCCGCUCCUUAUCUUCGCCAUCCUGGGCCCCAUUAUCCGCCAAAAGACGCCGGAAGGGUUUGUCCUGACGGCGUGGACGAGACAGCGCUAUGGUACCAUUGCCAUGCUGUACCUCAGCUUCAUGACGCUUGUCACGCUGUUCCUGUACAUGGUCGCCGAGCUGUCCGCCAUCGGCCAGGUCGUCAAUGCCCUUACGAGCCUGGACGGGCUGCCCGUCAUGAUUGUGCAAUGCGUCAUCACCACCAUUUACACCUCCCUCGGCGGUUUCCGCAUCUCCUUCCUGACAGACAACCUUCAAGGAGCCAUGGUCAUCUGCCUCAUCGUUAUCGUCGCCAUCGCAAUGGGUGUCAAGACGGACAUCGACACAUCCCUGAUCGAGAGCUCCGGCCUCCUGAAGCCCACUCUUCUUGGCUGGCAGCUCCUCUACAUCCUCCCAGUCUGCAUCCUCACCAACGACUUCUUCCUCUCAGGCUUCUGGCUGCGCACCUUCGCCUCCAAGACGGACAAGGACCUGCGCGUUGGCGUCUCCAUCGCCGUCGUGGUCAUCCUCUGCAUCCUCACCAUGGUCGGUGUCACGGGUCUCGUCGCCGCCUGGUCCGGCGCCCUGCCGCUUGAUCAGAUUGCCGAGAACGGCUCCAUCGCCUUCUUCCUACUGCUGCAGCGGAUGCCCGCUUGGGUCGUUGCCAUUGUGUUGGUCAUGGUCUGCACCCUCUCCACCGCCGCCUUCGACUCCCUGCAGUCCGCCAUGGUCUCCUCUGCCUCUAACGACCUGUUCCGCAACCGCCUCAAUAUCUGGUGGAUCCGUGGCGCCGUUGUGCUCAUCAUCGUUCCCACCGUCGUCAUUGCGCUCAAGGCCCCGUCCGUGCUGCAGAUCUACCUCAUCAGCGACCUGGUCUCCGCGUCCGUCAUCCCCGUCUUGGUGUUUGGCCUUACGGACCGAUUUUACUGGUGGCGCGGCUUCGAGGUGGUCGUUGGUGGCCUCGGUGGCAUACUGACCGUCUUCCUCUUCGGCAUUGUCUACUACAACGGCGAUGCCCAGAAGGCGGGCAACCUGCUGAUCGUCUCUGAAGGGUUGUACGCCAAUGACUGGAGCGUGUUCGGUGCCUUCGUUGCCGCCCCUGUCGGUAGCUUCCUAUGGGGGUUCGCCGCGCUGGGCUGCCGUCUCGCCUUCCAGUACAUCAUGGCCAAGAAGAGCGGCCGCCGCUUCGACGCCCUUGAUCGCCCCAUCGGCCCUGUUUUCACCCCCGAUGCGGACGGCGCUCCUCGCUACAUUGAGAGGGACGAGUACGAGGCUACCUCCGACGUCGAGGUUGUUAAGCCCGCUGGGAAGUUCUUCUAG
This is a messenger RNA of Colletotrichum spaethianum, 1449 nucleotides long. Its product is annotated as urea active transporter. Bases 1 to 1449 code for a protein of 482 amino acids. The record is from RefSeq and is a predicted model, not a curated record. The transcript has 3 exons. Lineage: Eukaryota; Fungi; Ascomycota; Sordariomycetes; Glomerellales; Glomerellaceae. Gene Ontology annotation, biological process: transmembrane transport. Gene Ontology annotation, cellular component: membrane. Gene Ontology annotation, molecular function: transmembrane transporter activity.